This is a messenger RNA of Elgaria multicarinata webbii, 1897 nucleotides long. RefSeq names its product zinc finger protein OZF-like. The transcript has 3 exons. Gene Ontology annotation, molecular function: RNA polymerase II cis-regulatory region sequence-specific DNA binding; DNA-binding transcription factor activity, RNA polymerase II-specific. The record is from RefSeq and is a predicted model, not a curated record. Lineage: Eukaryota; Metazoa; Chordata; Lepidosauria; Squamata; Anguidae. The coding region runs from base 1 to 1440 and encodes 479 amino acids. Gene Ontology annotation, biological process: regulation of transcription by RNA polymerase II.
AUGGAGAAGAGAGUAAAGAUGGAAGAGCAGAACUUUGCUGGCCAUGAAGCAGGAAACGUCUCCUUCAACAUCCAGGGAGGGAGCAGUGCAGAGCCCUGGGAAAGAAGACUGCAGGGGAACCAGCCUGGGAGCAACACCAGCUCAGAUGUGGAGCGCCAGCGCUUCAGGGACUUCUGCUCCCAGGACACUGAAGGGCCCCGAAAGCUGCAGGGGAAGUUGUCCAAGGCGCCCACAGAUUUCCCUGAGGCAGAGGAGGCUCCGCUGGACAGAGGGAUCUUGGAAGAGGGUUUAGAAGUCCGUGAUAUUCCAUUGAUAGAAGAACGAUUUCAAAGGGAAGAAAAAAGAUUUCAGUGCUUGGAGGGUGAGAAGCAAUUCAGUUGCAACUCACAAGUUAAGCGACAUCAAGUAAUUCAUACAGGGGAGAAGCCCUAUGAAUGCCUGGAGUGUGGAAAGAGCUUCAAUCGCAGCAGCAACCUUAAUAAACAUCAACUAAUUCACACAGGGGAGAAGCCCUAUGAAUGCCUGGAGUGGGGAAAGAGCUUCACUCAGAGCAGCAACCUUAAAAAACAUCAAAGCACUCACGCAGGGGAGAAGCCCUAUGAAUGCCAGGAUUGCGGAAAGAGCUUCAGUUACCGCAGCGACCUUAAUCAACAUCAAAGAAUUCACACAGGGGAGAAGCCCUAUGAAUGCCUGGUUUGUGGAAAGAGCUUCAGUCGCAGAAGCAGCCUUAAUAUACAUCAAAGCACUCACACAGGGGAGAAGCCCUAUGAAUGCCAGGAUUGCGGAAAGAGAUUCAGUCACCGCUGCACCCUUAAUCGACAUCAAAGUAUUCAUACAGGGGAGAAACCCUAUGAAUGCCUGGAGUGCGGAAAGAGCUUCAGUCAGAGCAGCAGCCUUCAUCAACAUCAAAGAAUUCACACACGGGAGAAGCUCUAUGAAUGUCUGGAGUGUGGAAAGAGCUUCAGUCAGAGCAGCAACCUUCAUCAACAUCAAAGAAUUCACACAGGGGAGAACCCCUAUGAAUGCCUGGAGUGUGGAAAGAGCUUCAGUCGCAGAAGCAGCCUUAAUAUACAUCAAAGAAUUCACACAGGGGAGAACCACUAUGAAUGCCUGGAGUGUGGAAAGAGCUUCAGUCGCAGAAGCAGCCUUAAUAUACAUCAAAGAAUUCACACAGGGGAGAAGCCCUAUGAAUGCCUGGAGUGCGGAAAGAGCUUCAGUCGCAGGAGCAACCUUAAUAUACAUCAAAGUAUUCACACAGGGGAGAAGCCCUAUGAAUGCCUGGAGUGCGGAAAGAGCUUCAGUCAGAGCAGCAACCUUAAUCAACAUCAAAGAAUUCACAAAGUUAAGAAGCCCUAUGGAUGCCUGGAGAGCGGAAAGAGCUUCAGUCAGAGCAGCAACCCUAAUAAACAUCAAAGAAUUCACACAAAGGAGAAGCCUUAAAACUGCUCACUGUCCGGAAUGCAAUUCAGUCACAGAUUGCAAUAUCCCUCUCGUCAAACGAUCCAAGUGCUGUGAAUGCUUUGAAUUUGAAAAGCGUUCCAGUUACACCUGUAACCAUCAAAGGAUCCACACAGGCGAGAAGCCCUAUCAGUGCUCAGUUUGCGGAAAGUGUUUCAAUCACAGUGUGAAUCUUAAAGCUGUAGAAAGCGGAAAGAGCUUUGCUUGCAGGACACGCCUGAAAUCGCAUCCUGCAAUUCCCACAGGGGAGAAGCCGUACAAGGGCUCAGUGGGUGGAAAGCUUUGCUCAGGUUGACGUUUUCAUCAGCAAGCAAGGGCCACAACUCAAAAGCCCCUGGGAAGUGGAAGGAGCAGCAGUUAAGCCUUAAGGAUUGUUUAGUAGCCAUUCAAAUGAUGUUGGUGCCAAAAGCAUUUAUUUCUAUUUCAAACAUCACUAAAC